This is a messenger RNA of Penicillium cosmopolitanum, 819 nucleotides long. RefSeq names its product DUF1769 domain-containing protein. The record is from RefSeq and is a predicted model, not a curated record. The coding region runs from base 1 to 819 and encodes 272 amino acids. Lineage: Eukaryota; Fungi; Ascomycota; Eurotiomycetes; Eurotiales; Aspergillaceae. The transcript is spliced from 4 exons.
AUGACAAGAGACAACAACAAUAAAUAUCGAUUGCAGGUGACGGCAGGGCCUGAAUAUGAUCCAGCAUGUCAUACUAUUGUUCCUGUCAAUCAGCAGGAGACUGUGACUUUUGAGAACGACCGGGCUUUCGUAAGCCUUUGUGUGAAGGUUCAAAAUUAUAGAGGUUACCCCGAAGGCUCUCCUAGCACAAACGACUAUUUUUCCUAUCCUCUCCAUAAAAACCAAAAAUAUUCCAUCGCAUUUUCCUUCCAACCCAAGAAGGCCAUUUCAGGCGAUAGUCUAAUCUUCGGCAAUGACUUUGACAAUCCAAUCCGAGACCGCUUGCCUCCCGGGCUUAACACAGCUCUACGCAUCGUAAGAUGGAUAAUUGAUCCAGGUGUUUACGGUGACGCAUAUGCAGAUAGGCCAUAUCUAUAUGGUCCUGCACUUUCUAGUUUGAAUUGCCUACGAAUAUGCGGAAAACCUGGCUACUACCAAAUAGGAUCAAAAAAUUGGCGAAAGGAGCUACACAAUGAAUUAAUCGACGAAGGUGGUGAGGCCGAAGGAGAAGUGUCUAGACGGGAAAUGAACAUUCCAGAUCAGGCAAUUCAGAGGAGAAAGCAUUUCCUCGUAAGGGAAAACCGCCAGGAUUUCUGGUUUGAACCUGGCAUCGUUUAUAAAGCGGACUUUGGAAACGGGUAUAUUGACUUCGAAAGUUUCACCAUACCAGUCAUACAAUACGUUAAUGACAAAACCCACAAGCUGAGAUAUGUAUUGAAGGAUAGGGACACUGGAGAGGUUAUUUUCGCACUCGUUUUCAAUCUGAUCUUUGAGGGGUAA